AUGUUUCCCACCUUCACAGGCAACUCCCGACGCCCCCGGAACGUGAACCUCAGCGGCCAGAACCUGAACCCAUUCGCCGCCUCGUCAUGGACUCCUGCUGCCGGUAGCGGCUCAGGAGCCUCCAAAACCGUCUCCAAUGCCCAGGCCGAACGUGCUCAGAGGCAACACGAUCGAGAUAGGUUGAAGGCGGCAGGCAAGAUCCAGAAGACGUGGAGGGGCCACAGGGUCAGAAGGCGACUUAGAGACUCUCGCCGCGAGGCCUUCGACGCUCUGUACAUGAACAACUCGCAUUUGGGCACACAGCAGAGGCUAUCAACCGCCUUACCACUGCUGAUAACCACAUUCCAGUCCAACCACGACAAGGACCUCCAACGCCUCGUUUGUUUCUCCAGGGAGCUGACUACAACCAGCCUUGAGUGCCUCGCCCCUGCCACUCUUGCUCCUUCUCGACUGGCGCGAUUCGUACAAAUACUUGUCGAGGCUCUGCACGUCCAAACAGAGAAAAGACAUGAAGCCGACGAUAUCCGACUCCUCGUGGACCUCCUGACGCACAUCGUAAACGUUGCCCCCGACUCGUUAUCAAAGUCAUUCCGACAAUAUUACACCGUGUUGGCAGAACUGUGUGGAAUACUCGGCGCGGACACGGCGGCUCUGGAGGCUACGUCGAGGGCUGUUCUUGUGCCUCUGCGGGCAAAAUCCGCCGACGAUUAUCUAUUGGCAGCCUACGAAGCAUUCGCAUUGUCGUUUCUGACUCGCCAUGACCUGUGUAUUGUCGAGGAACACGCCCCGGUAAUCUCUCAGAACCUUGACUCUGACAAACUUGCAUCGGCAAUCGCUACGGCAUACAACAAUGGACGGAUACACGGUGCCGGCCGGGACGGUCAGGUCUGGCUUUUGGCGCAUUUUAUCGGCUUACAUCAGAAUACGGGCACUAAAUAUCAAGGGCUGAAGCAUCUGGACGCACUUCACAUCCAACUCUCGAGCUUAUCUACAGAAAUCAGCCUCAGACUUUCUGUAAAACCGGCCCGUUCUACAUCACCAAACGCAGACUCCAACAGUAUCGAAGAAGCCUUGGUUCGGCCACUACCUGGCUAUGUCACACAGCAGCUUUCGUCAUUAGUUGAUAGAGAUGGCAUCUCCGCGCUGCUGGCUGAGCUUACCACUCACUUUGGCUCUCAGUCGUCAAGCCACGAGUUCCAGACCGCAAGCCUACUAUCUGGCUAUAUUCUCACUCUUCUCCGGUGUUUCCCCAGUCAAGGCGAUGAUAUCCGUAUGCGUCUCUUCUUAGGCGAUGUCAGAUCGAGCACAGGCAGCUUGCCAACGAUUAAGUUUCUAUGGCAAGCCAUGGGCCAAACAAGCAUAUACAAUAAAAUUCUGCAGGACUCGGCGUCCGUCACGGGUUUGCUACGGAACUACCUCUCAAAAUCCCCGAGGUCAAAUGACUCUCAAGAACCGGAAUGGAGGCUAGUUCUGUUGUUCCUCGAACUCUACAUUUUCAUUUUACGUUUGAGUGAUGACGAAGACUUUUUCAGCAGCAUUCACCCAGGAGUCAUACAGGGCGAAGGCCAAAUGUCUCGGUUGCGGUCGUGCGGGCUCUCUCUCUCCGAGGUGAAGAAUCUCACAAUUGUGCUCAAGCAUCUGGCUUUCACACUGCAUUACAAUGCUACCGAUAUCCUACAGAGUGUCCAGCAAUCCGAGCCGAUAUCAAUGAGCCAGCUCGAGUCCUACUUCGGAAGUAGCCACGCUGCAAAAACUUCGAAAGAUACCCGAAGCCAGGAAUUCCGAACCAACGCAGCUGAUACCAGACUUGACCUCGGUAGCCUUCGCAGUAUCGUCACAACGGCCUUGCGACUUGUGUAUGAGCGGGACUCUCGGCGUCCUUUCUUGCCUCGAGAUCAUUGGCUCAUGACCUCGAAGUUCGACAUGGAGGGCUUUGUCAGCGCCGUCGUGGCAGAACAAGAGCGACAGAACGAAGUAUCUGAUUCGAGCGACGAAGAAGAGGGCGACGUUGAGGAAGAUGCGACCAUGGGUGGGCUGAACGAUGGCAUCAUUCACACCAUGGCUGGACAACGAGUCUCUCGACAUGCGCAAAUUGAAAAGCUUCGGUCCCAGCAACGCAAGGCACAGCGCGAUCGCUUACUGGCCGUCAUCGGGCCAAAGCUGGAGAUCCUGAGACACAUGCCUUUCGUCAUUCCUUUCGACACUCGUGUCCAGAUCUUCAGACAAUUUGUGUACCUCGACAAGCACAAGCGCAGGGAAGGCAUGGAUGCCGACCAGUGGAGAAUGACCAUGCUUCAUAAUCCCCUGCGUCCUCCUGGAAUGGGUCCGACUGGACGACACCAUGGCAAAAUCAGGAGAGGCCAGGUCUUCCAAGACGCUUUUGAACAAUUCUAUGAGCUAGGGGAAGGCCUGAAGGAGCCCAUACAGAUCCAGUUUGUCGACCAGUUCGAUACGGUGGAAGCAGGAAUCGAUGGCGGCGGUGUUACAAAGGAAUUCCUGACUAGCGUCACAACGGAGGCUUUUGGGCAGAGGGACGGCAUCUCACUAUUCACGGCCAACAGUCAAGGCCUCCUAUACCCCAACCCAACAGCUAUGGAUGAGCUCAGGGAAGCCUUGAGACGAGCCGGAGUUCCUGAACGCAGUGCAGAGUGGCAAGAUGAGGUGCAAGAUCUGCUUCGGAAAUUCGAGUUCCUCGGUCGAAUCAUCGGAAAAUGCAUGUACGAAGGAAUACUCGUCGACAUUGCGUUUGCCGGGUUUUUCCUCCUGAAGUGGAUCUCGGGCCAGACUGGAGAGAACAGCUACCGUGGCAAUGUCAACGAUUUAAGGGAUAUGGACGAGGAAUUCUACCAAGGCAUGCUACGUCUGAAGAACUACAAGGAGAACGUGGCGGAUCUGGCGCUGGAUUUUACCAUCAAUGACCAGGUCUCGCUGCCCGGGGAACCCGUGCGUACCAUGACUCGGAACCUGAUCCCCAACGGCGAAAACAUCACUGUCACCAACGACAACCGGCUCCUCUACAUAUCCUACGUCGCCCGCCACCGCCUCGUAGCACAACCCGCCCAGCAGACGGCCGCAUUCCUUCGCGGUCUCCGCUCCAUCAUCGCCCCGUCCUGGCUCUCAAUGUUCAACCAGAAUGAACUGCAGCGUCUCGUUGGCGGAGACAGCUCCGAGAUCGAUAUUGAAGACCUCAGGAGAAACACAAUUUACUCGGGUUUGUACGAAGUGGGAGACGACGGACUGGAGCACCCGACAGUGCAGCUAUUCUGGAAGGUCAUGGCUGAGUUUUCGGACCGGGAGCGGCGAGACGUGCUCAAGUACGUGACGAGCACCCCACGAGCGCCCCUCUUGGGCUUCUCGCAGUUGAGUCCACGAUUUAGCAUCCGAGAUGGAGGCGAGGACCAAGAGAGGCUGCCGAGUACUAGCACCUGUGUGAACCUGCUCAAGCUGCCGCGUUACAAGAAACAGGAGACACUGAGGCAGAAGCUGCUCUACGCCGUUUCCUCGGGGGCCGGGUUCGACCUCAGCUAA
Messenger RNA from Colletotrichum graminicola M1.001, 3528 nucleotides. Its product is annotated as HECT-domain-containing protein. The record is from RefSeq and is a predicted model, not a curated record. Bases 1 to 3528 code for a protein of 1175 amino acids. Lineage: Eukaryota; Fungi; Ascomycota; Sordariomycetes; Glomerellales; Glomerellaceae. Gene Ontology annotation, biological process: ubiquitin-dependent protein catabolic process; protein polyubiquitination. Gene Ontology annotation, molecular function: ubiquitin protein ligase activity; protein binding. The transcript has 3 exons.